AUGCGGUCACAACUCCUCUCCGCGGCCACGGCCAUGAUGACGCUCCUCAGCGCAUCCGCCCUCGCCGCCCCCCACCCCGCCGCCGAGCCCGCCGACGCCGCCCCCGUCGCCGUCCCUGCCGUCACGCCCCCGCCGCUCAUGGGCGCCUUCGACAUCAACUUCCUCCUCGGCCGCGCCGACAGCACGUCGUCCAGCGAGAAGCUCAGCGGCACGCUCUGCUUCACCACGUCCACCACCACCACCACCUCCUGCCCGCUCACCACCUCGGGCAAGCACGUCCGCACCGAGACGUGCUUCCCCACGGCCGUCGCCGCCUCCGAGUGCAGCCCCGGCCUCAUGUGCACCAUCGGCGCCGGCAACGAGGACAUUUGCAUGCGCAAGCACGACUCCCUCGACAUUGGCGGCAUCAUCAUCGCCAUCGUCUUUGGCGUGCUCAUCACGCUGGGCCUUGGCACGCUGACGUUCCUGUGCUGCCGUGAUAGGCGCCAGCAGAAGCGCCUGGCGGCCAAGGCGGAGGCCGUUGCGCUCGCGCGCGCGCAGACGAAGAAGAAGCGCGCGCAGGAUCAGCGCACGCCGCUGAUGCAGCAGCAGGCGGCGCAGGGCCCCGGCUCCGGCCGCGGCAGCCCCAACCCUUUCAACGACGCUGCCCACUGA
This is a messenger RNA of Purpureocillium lilacinum, 654 nucleotides long. RefSeq lists its product as uncharacterized. NCBI's taxonomy places the organism in Eukaryota, Fungi, Ascomycota, Sordariomycetes, Hypocreales, Ophiocordycipitaceae. The record is from RefSeq and is a predicted model, not a curated record.